AUGGAUAAAGCCUAUUUUAAAGAAAUGACACUUCAUGCCUUAACCUCUGAAUAUUUGGACUGGUAUGCUAAAUUGAUUGAAGUACCAAGUUCUUUGACUGAUAAAAUUCAUUUGAUCUUAUAUAGAGCAUAUAUGAAAGAAACUGGGCUUGAUCUCUGGAUAAAGUCUAAAGUUUCUGAAUCUCCACAAAUCGAUUAUGCUAAUAAUCAUCUUUCACAAGACUGUAUAAUCAAGAUUUCUAAAUUUCCAGAAGAAAAAGAUGUAAUUAUUGAAAGCACAUCAGAAAUUCAAGUAAGUGUACCAAACAAAACCCACCUUUAUCAGCCAGAAACAGACUUAUGUCAAUAUACCAUCAAGCAUAAAAUGGAUUCUAAGAAAGUUUUAGUUAUUACAGAAGCUGAGAAAAAUAGGUGGACCAUAAGAUGUUUUCAUAAGAAUUUGGAAAGAAAUAUAUGUUUUUAUCAUAGUGAAAUAGAAAGUAAAGAAAACUCUAGAAAAUAUUAUAAAUUUUUAAUAGAUCAAGAGAGGCUGGUCAGUAAAGAGUUAUUAUAUCAUAGUAUGAUAAAGAGUGGUUUAAGUAUUGCAUGGCUCGAUAAUCUUAUGAAAGAAUAG
Messenger RNA from Cetraspora pellucida, 612 nucleotides. NCBI's taxonomy places the organism in Eukaryota, Fungi, Glomeromycota, Glomeromycetes, Diversisporales, Gigasporaceae. The record is from the annotation of a GenBank genome assembly.